This is a messenger RNA of Prunus armeniaca (apricot), 189 nucleotides long. NCBI's taxonomy places the organism in Eukaryota, Viridiplantae, Streptophyta, Magnoliopsida, Rosales, Rosaceae. The record is from the annotation of a GenBank genome assembly.
AUGAGCCUAGACCAUGGUGUUACUGCAGUUGGUUACAGCGUGAGUGAUGAUGGGACCAAGUAUUGGUUAGUAAAGAACCCAUGGGGUAUAGAAUGGGGUGAAGAGGGGUACAUAAGAAUGCAAAGAGAUGUUGAUGCAGCUGAAGGACUUUGUGGCAUAGCGAUGUCUGCCUCUUACCCCACUGCAUAG